UUGGGCUCAGUGAUAAUCGGGAGGCGGAAGCUUCAGGGCGACUGAGCCGACGAUGCAGAGCGGUGAAUUUCCCAGUAAAUGCACAGAGCAGAGACCAUUAAUGGAGCAUCUGAUGGACUCUGUGAGGAGGAACAUGGACAGGAACCAGGUGUCUGAAAGGAUCCUGAAUCUCACCCUGGAGAUCAUCUGCCUGCUGACCGGAGAGGAUUAUAUCAUUAUGAAGAACCCCGGUGAGGAUCGUCCAGCGGAAAAAGCUUUCAGGAUCCAGAGCCCAUUCCUGGCGCCUCCAGCAUCCUCGCUGAUAGAUAAGAGGAACGAUGACAACGAAACCCCGGAACCGGCCGAUAAGAACGAUCCCCAGGAGACGGGGGAGGUUCCUGUAAGGUGUGAUGACGUCGCCGUCUUCUUUUCCACGGAGGAGUGGGAGUAUUUAGAAGGACACAAGGAGCACUAUGAGGACGUCAUGAUGGAGACCCACCAGCCCCGCGGCUCAUUGGAUGAUGCCGCUGGGAGAAACACAUCUGAAUGCGGCUUUCAAACCAGGCGAAGAACAAAAUGUCCCAAAAGGAAUCAACAACGCUCUGCGCAGGGGAGAUCUGAACAAAACGUGACGGAGGCCUCGGUCUCCUGUAAAGACGGAGACAUCAUGGACAUCGUGGUUUACACGGCCAUAGACCAUACAGGGGCAGAAUAUUCAUCGCAAUAUGUACCUGCGCGUAGCAAGGAACCGUCCGUCUCAUCAGACUGCCAGGGGAAACGGACUUAUUACUGCUCUGAAUGUCCAAAAUCCUUUACUGACCAUUCAGAACUUGCUAAACAUCAGAUGCUUCACGACGAUGACCGGCUGACCUGCCCAGACUGCGGCAAACAGUUCUUAAGUAAAUCCAAUUUAGAGAGACAUUACAUGAUCCACACCGGAGAGAGACCGUUCGAGUGCGUAGACUGCGGGAAGAGCUUCACUGAUAAAUCAAACCUCGCUCAGCAUCAGAGGGUCCACACGGGGGAGAAGCCCUUCUCUUGCUCUCAUUGCCAGAAGAGCUUCACCAACAAAUCAAAGCUUGUGAGACAUGAGAUGGUUCACACGGGGGUGAAACCGUUCACCUGUUCGGAUUGCGGGAAGAGUUUUACCGACAAUUGGAAGCUCGUCUCCCAUCAGAAGGUCCACACGGGAGAGAAGCCGUUCACGUGUCCGGAUUGCGGGAAAAGCUUCCACCAAAAGUCACAUCUCGUCGAGCACCAGAAGGUUCACGAUGUAGAAAAAUCGUACUCGUGCUCCGAGUGCGGGAAGCGCUUCACCUAUAGCUCGCACCUCGAGAAACACAGGAGGCGACACACCGGCGAGAAGCCGUAUUCCUGCUCCUACUGCGGGAGGUUUUUCACUCAAAAAUCAAAUCUACUCCGGCAUCACAUAGUCCACACGAGAGAGAAGCCGUUCCCGUGCUCGCUGUGCGGGAAGUGUUUCACUCAAAAGGCAACGCUUCUCAAGCACCAGAAAAUCCACCAAGCCAACGAGCUGCUGCUGUGUCUGAUAGCAUCCAUCUUUUUUGAGAGGAGAGUUCAGACCUUGUGCAUUUGUGGAUAUAAACCGGGUGAUAAGAAGCAAAACUCAAACGUCCCUCCCUAUCCGGCAUCCUGGACAUCCUCAGUGGACCUCAUAACCUUCUAUCUGCGGAACUUCCACAAUGGGGAGUUGGUUCCACUCGUGGACGAUCUCCAGGCUUUCCUAGUCUUUGUAAAUAUCGUCUCGUCUUCUAUUUUCUCUCGAAGCCGUCAGGACCUUCUCUUUAAAGUUGUGAGAACGGAAGCUUCUGAUCACAUCCCGUGGCGAGAUCGUGUACCGGCGCUCGUGCAUGAUGAUGAGGGCAUGGCAGAGAUCCACGGGGCCGAUGGGAUCCACCCAAAGUUAUUAAAAGAGCUUCGGAGUUUCCUUGCAAAAUCGUUGGGAGACUUAUUUAGCCAGCCGCUAUCAACAGGCGUCGGUCCAGAAGACUGGAAGUUGGAAAUUGUAGAACCGCUUCAACAAAAGGGUAGCAGGGACGACUCUGCUAAGUACAGAGCACUGUGCCUGCUGCGUGUGUCUCAUUGCAGGGGGACCCCAGACCCACGUGUAAUACGGGUGUCUCCCCAUUUUAGGGCGACUGAGCCGACAAUGCAGAGCAGAGAAUUUCCCAGUAAAUGCACAGAGCAGAGACCAUUAAUGGAGCAUCUGAUGGACUCUGUGAGGAGGAACAAGGGCAGGAACCAGGUGUCUGAAAGGAUCCUGAAUCUCACCCUGGAGAUCAUCUGCCUGCUGACCGGAGAGGAUUAUAUCAUUAUGAAGAACCCCGGUGAGGAUCGUACGGCAGAUAAAGCUUUCAGGAUCCAGAGCCCAUUCCUGGCGCCUCCAGCAUCCUCGCUGAUAGAUAAGAGGGACGAUGACAACGAAACCCCGGAACCGGCCAAUAAGAACGAUCCCCAGGAGACGGGGGAGGUUCCUGUAAGGUGUGAUGAUGUCGCCGUCUAUUUCUCCAUGGAGGAGUGGGAGUAUUUAGAAGGACACAAGGAGCACUAUGAGGACGUCAUGAUGGAGACCCACCAGCCCCGCUGCUCAUUGGAUGAUGCCGCGGGGAGAAACAAAUCUCAAGGAUUUGGCGCCGCCGUUUCUCCACCACAUGAUGUAACCGAAACUGGACUUCAAACCAAUCGAAUAACAAAAUGCCCCAAAAGAGAUCAACAACUUUCUACACAGGGGAGAUCUGAACAAAACACGACGGAGGCCUCGGUCUCCUGUAAAGACGAAGACAUCAUGGACAUUGUGGUUUACACGGCCAUAGACCAUACAGGGGCAGAAUAUUCAUCGCAAUAUGUAUCUGCGCGUAGCAAGGAACCGUCCGUCUCAUCAGAAGGAGAUCUUCUGUCACCUACAGAAUACACGCAGACUGAAUAUCCAACUUAUGCAAAGCUGGAACCUGUCUCGUGUGAAGAAGGGAAUCUCACAGACAACAGUAUUUCUAUGCCCACGGAGUAUACAGCUGUUCAUAUCAAGGAGGAAGAGACCUUCGAUGAAGAAGCACAUUUCUCUGGCGCUUGUAUGCAGGCGGAAUACGUUCCUGAGAGUUACGGAGAAUCCUGGCACAAUAACAGUCAUCAACUUGUAACGCAUCCAGGCUUUCCAGAUCUAAACUUCAGCGGCCAUAUUGAAACCUAUAACAUGGUAUCCGGUGACACAAGUCAUGAAAUGGGGAUUUAUAGCUGCUCUGAUUGUCCAGAAUACUUUAGCAACAGCUUUGAACUUGCUAACCAUCAGACAAUUCACAAGCUCAAUAAGCUGACCUGCUCAGAAUGCGGGAAACGGUUCUUAAAUAAAUCAAGCUUUGAGAGGCAUUACAUGAUUCACACCGGGGAGAAGCCGUUCGUAUGUUUAGACUGCGGGAAGAGCUUCACCGAUAAAUCAAAGCUGGUCCGACAUCAGAGGGUCCACACGGGGGAGAAGCCGUUCUCUUGUUCUCAAUGCCAGAAGAGCUUUACAGACAAGUCAAAGCUUGUGAGACAUCAGAUGGUUCACUCGGGGGUGAAGCCGUUCACCUGUUCGGAUUGCGGGAAGUGUUUUACCGACAAAUGGAAGCUCGUUUCCCAUCGACGGAUUCACACCAGAGAGAAGCCGUUCAUGUGUCUGGAAUGCGGCAGAUGCUUUACUCAAAAAUCACAUCUUUUUAAGCACCAGAGAAUCCACCAAGCUGAUAGAUACUUGCCCACAAAGAGGUAACGUCGUUCUUCUCACGGCGUCCGUUAUCAGCUCGUGGCGGUGCUCAAAAGAAACAAAUCUCCCCGAAAGAGACAGAAGCUGUGAUGUCAUCUGAUCUCUGGCAGCUCCACGUUUUGAACGAUCCGUAAAAAGGAGCGAGACAUCGAGCCUGGAGCUCAGUGCAGCCUUAAAGUAUAUUGCGGACAAUCAUUCUCAAUCCUAGCACCGCUCAGGAGGAUGCAGAAUAGAUUGCAAGCUCAUAAGGCAAGCCCUUUUCUCCUGUGGCGGUAUACGUCAACGUGAGCUCCAGUUAUUGUUCAUUCUGUAUAUGGUUCGCGUUAACGUGAUUGGUGAUUUUAUAUUUUCCCCUUUUGUUCAUUUCGCUGUGAAAUCCGUUACCGGUGCUCUACCAAUAAAACGUAACG
Molecule: messenger RNA, 4149 nt
Organism: Spea bombifrons (plains spadefoot toad)
Lineage: Eukaryota; Metazoa; Chordata; Amphibia; Anura; Pelobatidae
Product: zinc finger protein 551-like
Exons: 13
Coding region: 53-3745 (1230 amino acids)
Biological process (GO): negative regulation of transcription by RNA polymerase II
Molecular function (GO): DNA-binding transcription repressor activity, RNA polymerase II-specific
Source: RefSeq, a predicted model, not a curated record